Molecule: messenger RNA, 3472 nt
Organism: Ceutorhynchus assimilis (cabbage seed weevil)
Lineage: Eukaryota; Metazoa; Arthropoda; Insecta; Coleoptera; Curculionidae
Source: the annotation of a GenBank genome assembly
GACAAACUUCACUUUUUGAAUUUCAAUAAUAACGGUUUUUCAUUUGCAACAGAAAAUAUAAUCAGUUUUUCCCUAUUUCAAACUUUCCAACCCUUAAAAUGUCCUGUUCAAUACCAUUAAUAACAAUAACCGAAGUGCGCCCUUCAUAUUUAUCAUGGUUCGAAGAAAAUCCAGUUAACCUCAUUCAUGCAAAGCUGCCCAGCGUAGCUUCUGCUUCCGAUUCUGAAGUCUCCUUCAAAGAAGAACCUAAAGAAGAAGUCGAUGAUGAUCUGGAUCUCACAGGUGAUCCUCUCAAAGUAGACCUAGGACACGAUGAAUCGCUUCAAGUUUUCCAUAAAGAAACAACCACUCAAAUGUGGUAUUUAGAUGAAGACAAGCACUAUCCUUUGCUUGUGAAAACUGCUAGACACAAGCUAAAUAAAAUUCUCAAAAACCCUGAUUCGAAUCAAGUUCUUUCAACUUACAUUGUAUGUAAUGCGGAUGAUUCUGAAAAAACUGUACUUCUUGGAGGUAACAGUAAAGAUCAAAUGGCUUGCUCGGUUCACAUUUUGGGACAUUUAACUCAAAAGCAAGUGCAGGAAAUACAGUUGAGCGAAGAGGAGGAUUUGAAAGCCAGCUUUGAAGGUGAAAUACAAAUUAAUGAAUAUUUAGAUAAAAUUACUUAUAAUUUGUAUGGUAAAAGUUUAAAGAAUUUCUUCCAUCAGAAUGCUUCAAUGCGUUAUUUAUCUACUAUGCAUGGCAGUAUUGAUAUUGAUGUAAUUUCUUGUAAGAAAAAUUCUCAAAGCAAAGAUGAAGAUAAAAUCAAAGUGCGUUUAGAGAUAGUUGCAGGUCAUGAGCUUUUAAAAUUACACUUUUUAUGGCUUGAAUUGGUUGAAUUACAAAAACUAAGUGAUAUUUUAUCAGACGCUACUGAUGAAGAGAAUGUUAUAUGUGAAGACCCUCUAGAUCAAGACAUAAUCUAUAAAUGUAUAGUAGAAUUUUUAUCGAGUAAACAUUUAAAGCUAGAGAGUGGCAAAGAAGUUGUAGAUUUGAACAAUAUAAGACAGGAAGAUUUGUUAGAUGGAUUAUGGAGGAUUUUGACUCGUUGUGAGAAUGUUUCAGUUCUAAGAGACAGUUUUAUGUUUCUCUUUGAAGAACUAGCUGCUGGAAUUACUAGAAAAAAUUUGCCUAUAAAAGACAAUUGCUCUAAAAUUUCCUUAAUAAUCAAAAACAUAUCUGACGGUAAAAUUGGUGUCCCAGACAUUUCCUUCAUUGAUAGCGUUGAAUUACUUUUCGAAUUGGGAGCUCAAAAAUUGAAAUACGAUUUUGAAGUUAUAUUAGCUCAGUUUACAACUCGCUUUACAAAUAACUCAAACAGUAUUCAAUCAAUUUGGGCUAAAUUUUACGAGCACGGUCAAGAAGAUGUUAAAAUGCUCAGACGAACAAGGGCGACUCGUGGAGUUAAUCAUAUUAAACCAGAAAUUUUAGAUUCGAAAGUUAAGCAGUUGAGUUAUCUUGCUCAACUUUACAUUGCUUCGGAGUUUAUUUAUUUGUUGAAAGAAAAUGUGAAUUUGAUGGACGAAGGCUAUUGGCACAUUUAUGGUUGCAUUGAAAAAGAAUAUAUUUCAAAUUGUAGUCGUAUAAAGGAUUUUAGAGGGAUUUAUGAUAGUCCUUUAGUAGAAAUGUCUAUGGAUUUGAAUGUUAGAAAUGCUCCACUUGUUCUGAAAAGCUUAUGUCCUUCUCGUUGGAUAAUGUCAAUGAAAAUGGGUAAUAAAUCUACAACAGAGACUGUUAUUUAUGAUCUAUGUAACUCGCCAAUUUUUCCUCCACGCAUUUAUGAUUAUGAUGUUCCAAUUUCUGAUUCAGAAAGUAUGGUUUAUUUUGUUACCAAGAUGAGCCGCUCUACAGGAUUAUUUUAGUACCCAAACUAUUCUAUUUUUAUUUUGUUCCUUAUUUUAAAUAAAUAAUUUCAUUUUAUCAGUUAGAGUGAAACCCUAUCCAAACUAAACAAAGACUGGAAAUAAUUGUUUAUUUAUAUAAUUUGAAAUUUGAGCAUGUUUGAACUUUGAAUCUUUCAUGCACACCAUACAUAUGUAUAUGGACAAUCGUUUUCUUAACUACCUAAAUAGCAUGGGUACUUAAAAAAAUUAUUGUUUUAAAAGGAUCUGGCGUGCCCCAAAGUGCUGAGUCCAAACUCCAAAUUUAAUUCUCAAGCAAAAGUUACUUUUGGAAUUCUCAAAGCACUUUCUCAAGAACUAAGAUUAAACUUGAAGUUAUACGAUAUUUGAGUAUACAAAGGAUAAGAUGUGCACCAAAAUACUCGUAGCAUGCAAACAUUUUAAAUUAAACAAUUAUUUUCUAGGAAUUUUGAAAAUAUUCCCUUCAUAAUCAGUCUUCAAUUUGAGAAGCUCCGAUGCAUUUGAAAACAAAAAAAAAGGGAACAUAGGGAAAAUAAAAUUCCUAUUGGGAACCCCGAUAUUCAGAAAUUUUCAAUUAUAAUAAUUUAAAAGAAGGAAAUUUCAUUUUAGCAAGGCGGAGAAUUCUCAAAAUUUUGAUUGCUUGUGGAAAAGUAGUACUUUCCGCACUAGUUAGGAAAUAUACUAUUUCAAGACAUGCAUCAACUACACUCAUCAAAGUAGUCUAGAAACAAGAAAUAUCUGUUUUAAUUUUUAUCUUAUCAAAUUUACCUCAGCUUUUUUUGUGUAUGCUUGUUCAGUUUCAAUAUUUUUUAAAUAACAUCAGCAAAAAAUGUCUUGAUAAGUAUGGGUAUUAUCUUCUUCCAUUUUGAUGUGUUUAAAUAAAAGAUUGUUUCAUAAAAAUUCUUUAUUGUAAUUGAACAAAACUAGUGAAAUUAUCAAAAACUAAAUUAUAAAUUUGUAAUCAGUCUUCAAUUUGAGAAGCUCCGAGCCCUUUGAAAAUAAAAUAUGCAACAUAUUAUUUUAUAAAAAAUCUUUAUUGUAAUGAACACAGAUUUUUACAUUGAAUAAAAGUAUCUAAAUGAAAUUAUCAAAAAAAAAACUAAAUUAUAAAUUGUACAAGGCACACAAGAAACUUCAUAAACAUGUACAACUUUGUCAACCUUUGUCAACUAACAUAAUCAAAAUGUGAAAUUACAAAUUCAUUAUUUAAAAAAAUAAGUUUUCUUUUAGAAAUUAUUUCUAGUGUAUGUAUGUAUCUCAUCAGAAUUUAGUCGCAUAAGUCAUACAGCUAGGGGGCCAUCCUCAAAAAAAAACAUCCACACUUAAAAAAUAAUGCUCCUUAACUACUAACAUUUUAAAUCUAAAUUAAGUCUAUUUUUCAAUGGAUGGUCUAUUUAUGCUGGCUGCGAGUGGCCGGCCCCUUUCUUGCCGAUCAAGGAUUUGUGGAUGUGCGGAAUUACACCACCACCCGCGAUGGUAGCCUUGAUUAAGCUGUCCAAUUCUUCGUCUCCUCUGAUCGCCAACUGUAGAUGGCGAGGGGUGAUUCUCUUCACUUUUAAAUCUUUACUGGCAUU